Molecule: messenger RNA, 1158 nt
Organism: Arabis nemorensis
Lineage: Eukaryota; Viridiplantae; Streptophyta; Magnoliopsida; Brassicales; Brassicaceae
Source: the annotation of a GenBank genome assembly
AUGAGAAGUUUGAGCACCCAAGGCACGGGUCACUUGGUUUCCUACCAAGGAAGAGAGCUAACCGUCACAGAGGAAAAGGCAUUCCCUAAGGAUGACCAAGUCAAGCCUUGCAAGUUCACAGCUUUCAUGGGUUACAAAGCUGGUAUGACCCACAUUGUUAGAGAUGUCGAGAAGCCUGGAUCCAAGCUUCACAAGAAAGAGACAUGUGAGGCUGUUACCAUCAUUGAGACACCUCCAAUGGUGGUUGUUGGAGUUGUCGCCUAUGUGAAGACCCCACGUGGUCUUAGGUCUUUGAACACUGUCUGGGCUCAGCAUUUGAGCGAGGAAGUGAGGAGAAGGUUUUACAAGAACUGGUGCAAGUCUAAGAAGAAGGCUUUCACUGGCUACGCUAAGCAGUAUGAAACUGAUGAUGGAAAGAAAUCCAUCCAGUCUCAGCUCGAGAAGAUGAAGAAGUACGGAACUGUCAUCCGUGUUCUCGCCCACACUCAGAUCAGGAAGAUGAAGGGUUUGAAGCAGAAGAAGGCUCACAUGAUGGAGAUCCAGAUCAAUGGUGGUACAAUUGCCCAGAAAGUUGACUUUGCCUACAGUUUCUUUGAGAAGCAGAUCCCAAUUGAAGCUGUUUUCCAGAAGGAUGAAAUGAUUGAUGUGAUUGGUGUGACCAAGGGUAAGGGUUACGAAGGUGUUGUCACCCGUUGGGGUGUGACAAGGCUUCCACGUAAGACUCACAGGGGUCUGCGUAAGGUGGCUUGUAUUGGUGCGUGGCAUCCUGCUAGAGUCUCCUACACUGUUGCCAGAGCUGGUCAGAACGGUUACMAUCACCGUACUGAGUUGAACAAGAAGGUGUACAGGUUGGGGAAAGUUGAUACUGAGAGUCAUUCAGCCAUGACUGAUUACGACAGGACCGAGAAGGAGGUGACCCCAAUGGGAGGAUUCGCUCACUACGGUGUGGUGAGGAGUGACUACUUGAUGAUCAAGGGUUGCUGCAUGGGUCCCAAGAAGAGAGUUGUAACUCUCAGACAGUCGCUGCUCACCCAGACUUCCCGUCUUGCCAUGGAAGAGAUCAAGCUCAAGUUCAUCGACACUUCCUCAAAGUUUGGACAUGGUCAUUUCCAGACCGCCGAGGAGAAGCGCAAGUUUUACGGUCGUGCCAAGGCUUAA